Molecule: messenger RNA, 7024 nt
Organism: Leptopilina heterotoma
Lineage: Eukaryota; Metazoa; Arthropoda; Insecta; Hymenoptera; Figitidae
Product: general transcription factor 3C polypeptide 1
Exons: 12
Coding region: 257-6853 (2198 amino acids)
Biological process (GO): transcription initiation at RNA polymerase III promoter; 5S class rRNA transcription by RNA polymerase III
Cellular component (GO): transcription factor TFIIIC complex
Molecular function (GO): DNA binding
Source: RefSeq, a predicted model, not a curated record
UUCUGAUUUUUCUAGAAGUUUUCUACUUUUUAUAUGGAAAGAAUGUGUUUUUAAUGCGAUUUUUAUGAUCUAAACAUGAAUAAUAAUUUCAUGAUUUUUAUUAAAAUGGUUAUUGAAAAUAGUUUCCUUGUUAGCUAAUAAGCAUAGUGUUCGUUUAAGUUAAAAGCGACAUGUAAAUAAAGUGUAUGAUAUUUUUUUAAGAUAAAGUUCCGUAUCAGAUAAAAAAUAACCUCUAAUUAUUAAUUAUUAAUUAAUAAUGGAAUUAAGAAAUUAUAUGUUAAAUUCCUCAGUCGAUUUAGUUGACUGUGUGAUCGACGAAGUUGCUUUGGAGGGCUUAGAUGGAAUAACUUUAGAAGCAUUAUGGCAACGAAUGGCUCUUCGACUUCAGGAAGAUUUACCUCUAACAGAAUCGUUAAUGGAACAAAUCUGGUCAACAUGUUCAAAAGUCAAAGGUUUUAUGUUUUACGAAUUAAAAAAGGCAAGAGAGCCUCUUAUCAUUUUCGAUCGUUUUGAACUAUUGAAUGAGGACGAAAAGAAGGCAAAAAUUCCAAAAGACAUCUAUCCUCACUUUCCAAUUGACGAUUUACGAAAUGGUAUUAGAGGUUCAUGUUCAUCGUACAACACCCGCGUGGAUAUUACUCUCGAUGCAAGAUAUUACGCACUUGAAGAUAUAAUAACUAAUUACGAGCAAAAAUUCAUUAUUGUCGCAUCACAAAGUUUAAGGGAACGUGCUUUGGUUGGUGAUACAGCAUGUCCAGUGAUGGAAAUGAAUGUUCUUCAAUUUUGUUUUCUCGAGAGAGUUGGACGUGCUCGUUAUCAUGGCGAUGUUUCCAGCGGUAAAACUGGUAUCGGCUCAAUUUCCGACGAUCCCAAAUCACUGUUCUAUCAUCGAAAAUUUUUAUUGAAACAGAAAUUAAUUACAAAACAAGCCUAUUCAGAGCGUGUCUCCGGCAACAGUUACAGUGGCAGUUUACUUCAUCUAACGAGAUUUUACGUCGAGAGAAGACCAAAAUUUAUCCUCCUUUCCGAAAGUAUAAUCAACUAUCUUAAAUCCAAGCCCAACUAUAUAUCAAGUUACGAGGAAUUAAAGGAAAAAUUAGAGUUGAAAGUUCCUUUGAAAAAGAUCUUCAAGACGCCAAUACUCAAAACAAUCAUCAAGACCGAUAUUAAAGUACCCUAUGGAAAUUUAAAUCCACAAUCUACCGAAUUGACCAAAAAUGGAUUGACUCUAGCUGAAAAAAUAGUGAGAGCUGUACAACUCGUGGAUCCAAAUAUCGACAUCAAUCAAUUUUGGGGAAAACAUGAUGGACCAGAUGAAGAAGAAUCAUACGAUUUGGACACAUCGAGGCAAAAAUUAAACGUAUCGUACCUGAAGCAAGCGAAUAAAUUCGUAGAAGACGCUCGUCAUCGAGGAUUAAGUCAAUCAGAACUCGGAGCUAAACUCGGCAUGACGAAAUUACAUACACGAACGAUUCUUCGAAAUUUAGUAAAAACGCGAAUAGUCGCAACCUACAUGAAUGACGUUGGAAAGCAAAGGGUCACAAAAUACAUAGCUAAAAAGUAUGAAUAUUCAAGUGAAAUGAGCAAACAAUUAAUACAAGAAAUGGACAAAAUGAAAGAAUUUAAUCGCUCCUCACAGGAGGAGAAAAAUAAUGAUCAGCCACCACCAUUACCACCACUACAAGUGAAUCUACAAGUAAUUCCAUUAGUAAAUCAACCAGUGAUUGAACCAGCAAUUUUACCGCUAGAAAUCCCAGAAAAUGAAAUUCAACCAAUGGAUACAAAUGAGGAUGUUCACGUUACUGAUGAACUGCAAAAUUAUCAAGUUCAACGUGACGAGCAAUUAUUUGCGAGUGUUAAUAAAAUUUUUGCAAAAUAUAAAAAUUUACGAUCUCGAACUGCGUAUCGUUAUACGCAUUUGAAUUUGGCACAACUUCGCGCAACAACUUUCUGGAAUCAAAAUGAAGGGGAAUUUGAAUCGCAAGGCACACAAAAUGACAAUGAGACACCGAUUUCUAGUCAAAGUGGUGCAACAUUACCUCAGAAUAGUAGCGUUUUCAAGGAUGUUAAAACGAAAAUUGUCGCUUCAUGUGGCGGUAAAAAGAAGAAUCAAGUUACUGGCUUUUUGGAGAAUUUCAAAAACAGCAAUCAAAAGAAUGUCACCUAUCGACUAUUGAAACGUGCCAAUCUCAUUAUCGAAGCGGUGAAAGAGAAGAAAGUUAUUGAUGACACUUCAAAACUCCUCAAGAUGAUCAAAGAAGAGGAGGAUAAAGAAGGCUAUUUCGUGAGGAUCGAUAAAAGAUCUUUGGCAAGAGUUCUGCAAAGAUUAGCCAAGGAUAAUUUAGUGAAAUACAUUAAAUUAACGCUGAGUGAUAACGCGAGACAAAAAGUCGUUACCUACAUUUGUGAUCCAAGUAUCGAUAAAAAUCACUCUCUCAUUCAGUCAGCUGUCGAACAAGCCAAAAUUAAAUUUUGCUUGCUACGAGCACCAAAUGUGAGGGCCUCAAAAUCAAAUCCGUCGAAAAAACAAAAUUUAACUCCGCUAUAUACUUCCGAUAGUUUGGAAGUGACAAACGUCAAUCUCUUCCUCGAUCCCAAAAUCGGAAAGAAAUAUGGCUACAGUCCAAAGUUUUUGAGAAUGAAAGCCCUACACAAUCUGCUAUUCUACUUAGUCUAUGAGCAUAAUGGAGAAUUACAAAAUGCAAGAGGUGAUCAAAUAGAAAAGUUCCGCGAGGAAGGAAUUUUCAUUGACGAUGAAUUAGAGGCAAAAAUGAAUGAGAUCUACACGAAUGAAGUCAAUUGGAAGAUGUUUAUACCACCACUACACAAACAUCCUGGUUGGUCAGACGGAUGGGCUUUAAUGUGCGACGUUCUUAUUCGUCUACCGCUUUCAAUUUUCGUCAAAGUUUACAACAUUCCCUACGUGAUACCAGAUCUCGAAUCCUAUUUGGAUCACCCGAUCAAGAAACAUUUUCUCGUUAAGGAUAUCUCGCCUUUCUUGAGAAACAUUCUCCUGAAAUCGCGUAAAUACAUUUUUGUCAUUCACGAAACAAUAACUCGUCUCUGCUAUCUCGGCCUCGUUCAAUUUGGUCCACAGAAACUCAAAGAGAAGGAUCAAAUCUUCCUCUAUGUUAAUCGUCGCGGACAACUUACAGACACAACAAGUUCCUCCGUCAGCUAUCAUCGAAUCGAGGAGAAAUCCUAUCCAGUGAGACGGUACGAAUUCAAAACAUUGCUGGAUGUUGAAAAAUAUUGGUACGAUAUGUGGGAAAUUUGUAUCCACACAUCAUUGGGUGGUCGACUAGCGGUUCAAGGGAAGGAUAUUUUACUGGAGGAUUUGCCAAAGAAGGCCGAAAUGAUAACGGCGGCGAAACCUCGUGAUCCGGAGAAAGUACAAGAGAAUGAUAAUGGUGAAGUGCCUGGUGAUCAUCAAGGAGCAGCUGGACUCGAUUCUGCUUUAUUCUCCCACCUCAAACGAAAUUGGACAUGGGGUCACAAUAAUUACACAUACCAGCAAUACAAAACAUCUCAGGAAAAUCGAAAAAUUCUUUUAGAUACGACACCAAAAUCACUGGAGGAAGCUAUUCAGGAUUCGACUUUCGCGAGUGCGAAAGAAAUACGUUACAAGAAAGUGACAAAGUCGAGUGUCAAGGCAAAGGCUGCGGUGACAUCGAAUACAGAGAAGGAAGUUAAAGACACUAGUAAACCAUCAUCAUCAACUUCAAAAGUUCAACCAAAGAAAAAGUCCUAUGUCCGUCGAGUGCUACCAAGAAAAAUAACCGUGAAGAAACGUGUAAAAUACGACGAAGUCGAUUACAAAGCUCUACAACGAAUGGACAAACUUCGCGUCGAUUGGGAACCGCACGAGGACAAUAUUCUCCUAAUGUGCAAGGUCGCAAUGAUGUAUCUCUUCCCGAAUCCUCGUAAGCAAUUCGUCACUUUCAUUGCUGUGCGCGACAUCCUAAGAACCUACUCCAACUGCUCCAACAACAAGACUUCGCGUGCCUGUCAACGAAGACUCCACUACAUGCUCAAACAAUCGCAAACAAUAAGCAGCGUAAUGCUCGGAAUCGAGGAGAUCAAACAAAAUUACUUCGUCAACAAGCGUUUCAACGGUCUCGUCGAUCGCAUCAAGGGCGAGUGUCACAAUCCCGUCGAGUAUGAGGAGAAAGUAACAAAAAUCUUCAAAGAACUUGUCGCCUACAUUUCGAAAAAAUAUUACGACAUCUCAAACAUGGAACCCAGAGAUCCGGUAAUGGUACCCCAAACAAUUCAAGCUUUCAAUCUCAUCUACGAUUUGCGACAUCCCUCAAAGGUCCUCAAUCCCAAGGGUUUCACCAAAGACGUCAAGAAUCCCAACGACGUUCACGUGGCAAUCCUCAACAGCGUAAUUCACAGUUCCAUGUGCUCCGGCAAAGAUCGCCGCAGCUGGGCCUAUCAACUAUUCAAAAUUUAUCAACAGUACUCGGAGGCGAAUCUUCGAGCCGCGAUAUUCAAAAUCCGCAGCGAUCAAAUGGUAUCAAUCCGAAGAGGCGUUCUCAGAACCGCAACUGUUCCAAAAAGUGGCAACUACAUGCCAAUGACAAACGCCCAAUACCAACUGUCUCUUAACUACUACUACAAAUUCCAAACCAAAUGGCCCUACAGCGUCUUCUCCGAAUCCUACAAUCUUCUCUACAAACUAAUACAAUGGCAAUGCGAGAACCAAAGUCCAGAAUUAAAUUUCACCGUACCGCCAAAUGUCCCCGGAAUCGAAAUGCAACCAAUCACGGGCGGAGUCGUCGCCGGUAUUCAUGACUUUUUCGCCAAAGAUCAAUUGGAAUUUGAAAUCGAGAUGCCCGAUCAGGUCAUCAUGCUAGAUCCCCGCUUGCAGGAGAAGAACGACGUUUAUCUAAAGAUCGCCAAACGUUACCAAUCCCUUCUGAUGAAUUACAACUACGCGACUGAAUCCGGUGCACAAAGAGUGGAAGUCAGCAAUCGAGCAAUUCUCCAAGAACUCGACGAUAGACCAGAACAAGUGCCUAAUUCCGAAAUAAUGCAGAGACCUCUACUCAAGAAAGGAACAAUCGACGACAAUUUUACAGUCGAGAAUCCAAACACCGUCUUCCUCGAGGAGCCGAACUGGAAUCAAAAUGACACCGCUCCUCAAAGUACCGACAUUGAUCGAAUCAACCUACGUGGCAUCAAACGCUGUCCCUCGAGCGACGACGACGACGACGACGACGACGAACCGCACGAGAAAAGACAACGAGUCGAUGACACCACACACGUCACACACGAAGCGAAACGACAAAGAAAACUCGAUAACGUCAACUCCGAUUUGGAACCACUACUCAUCACUAACUCACACUCGAAUACAAUGCGACAAUUCUAUUCCAAGAAUCUACAAAAAGUCCAAGCGGCACUUCUCGGAACAAUGAGAGAGCCAAAUCGAUUACCACAAAAACCCGAGGAGCAGGAGAAUGAAAAAUUAAAGGAAUCGAAAAAAGAGAUCAUUGACGUAGAUCCACUGCAAGUUGAUCAACCACCUAGGGAUGCGGAUGACUUCGAACCGCGACCAGCUCGUCGCUGCAUAAACGAUUUUUAUUACACACGAUUCGGAAUGUUGAAAAUGAGACAAGAAUACACUGAACUUACAUUAGCUGACAGUCAUCAUGCUCACGAUUUUUUCGUCGUCAAUUCAUUCAACAUAUUCCACAAACUAAAAUUGUCGGAUGCUGAUGGACCAAGAAAAUUAGACGUACAUCAGGGUUACGAAAUUCCCUCGGACAUAUUACCAUUGAAACUGAAUACAGUAAAUAAUCUACUGUCAAGAAUUAAGAAAAACGCUAUUUUUCCAAAACAAAUCAUUUCGUAUCAGGAAUUUCAACAAAUCGUGAUGGAGAAAGUGAGAAUUCCUUGGGCGAUUGUUCACGCCGUUUGUAUGUUCAUCAAGGAAAAGAAGGAAUUGGGUGCUACUUUAGUGGACCUAUCGACGACAUUCCAAUGCAUUGGCGAUGCACUUUCCAACAUUCUCACUAUAUUAACGGAAUAUUUUCAAGUUUUACGAACUGGCGUCACGAAUGUUCGUUACGUUCAUCAGCAACAUUCCGAUUCAUGGCUAAUUCGUUCCUGUAAAAUUCUACGUCUCGAACAAGAAGCCCUACAAUCUGCACCAAAAGGUGCGACUUAUGUUUUAAAUGAUGAAACAAAAACGCAGACAAAUACCGAUGAAAUAAUACCAAAGCAAGAGAUUCAUUCACCCGAGAGAAUGGAACACGAUGGAGAAAAUUAUGUCGAUGAACAUGAAAAAUUAAAUGUCGACAGGGGAGAUGAACAAGAGAACAAGGAACAUGACGAUGAACUGGCGAAUGAAGAUGCCAGUGACGGAUUAUUAAGACGAAGCUCUAGACAGAGAAAUACAGUGAAAAAGGACAAAGAGAUUCUUCAAAUCGAACAAAUGUUAAAUGCAAAUCCAUCAGAAGAAGUAAAUGUAGCGAUAAAACCGUGGAUUCAUGUUGAUGGAAGUCUAAAUCGACGAGUACUUGACAGAAUGAUGGGGGCAAUUUUAUCGUACUGCAUAAAACAUCCUGGAGUUAUGUUAAACAAAAUACAAAAUCGAUUUAUUCCAGCACUUCAACCUUUCCACACAAGAGAGCUAGUCGAGAUACUUAUCGAACUGGGAUGUCUGAAUGUACGCGUUUUAAAGCCUCAACGUGUCACACUUUUCUCAAUACCAACUGACAUAAAAUUUUCGGGAAAUCCUGGAUUGUCACAGGAAGAGGAAUUAGUGAUCGAACCGGAAAUUGGAGCCACGUUACGUUUCGGCACAUAUUUGAGCAAUAAGACUUAUAUUUCCGAUUUUCUUACGUGAUAUAAUUAAAUUAUUUAAGGUCAAAUUCAUCGCUAAAAGCUGUCUGUGUUCAUUUAUCUUUUUUUUCAGUGUUUUUUUUCAAUUUUUUUUUCUUUGUUACAUACCUAGAUUAAAAUGUUCUACAUCAGAGUAAUAAAUUAAGAAAAAUACACAUCAAUAUUUAGAGUAUAA